AUGGAAGAUAGGCAAUCCCUGAAAAGGAAUUGGCAAGAAUUGAGCUGCAAAGCAUCUGACAUAGAAGAGGAAGUGAACAGAGAAGAAAUGUCAGGUAAAAAGAAAAGGAAACGUGAAGUUGACAGUUGGUUGAAGGAAGUUAAAAAUUUAAGUCCUGAAAUCGAUGCAUUGGAAACAAGAGGAUCAUCUUGGAGGCUUCCACUAAAGGAGGAUCCUGUAGGAAAGCUGCAACUUCAGGUGAAAGAACUUGUUGAUCAGAGCCGUCAUUUCGAUGGGCUUGUGCUCGAUAAUUAUGACAACAUCGGGGAGCCAUGCCUGCCAACCAAAUUGUUUGGAGUAAAGUUCGAGGAAGCUAAGCAGAGAAUUUGGCCAUGCUUGGUGACCGAUGACAUAUCAAGCAUUGGGAUUUAUGGUAUGGGUGGAGUUGGCAAGACCACACUGGCAAAGCACAUUGAGUACCAUCUCUCAGAAAAACCCAGUUAUAAAGUGCUUUGGGUUACAGUAUCUCAAGACUUCAGUGUCACCAGUUUGCAGGAUAAGAUUGCCAAUGUCUUAGGUGUUACUCUAUCAAGUAGGGACGAGGAAGACGCCAGGGCAAGAAUAUUGCGUGAAGCAUUCGGGAAAAUGCUGAAAUUAAUAGUACUCAUAUUGGAUGAUGUUUGGGAAGAAUUUUGUUUAGACAGGGUAGGGAUUCCUCUUCAUCCAAACAAGUGCAGAUUGAUUUUGACUACACGCUCACUGGAAGUGUGCAACAGGAUACAAUGUCAAAGAAAGUUUGAUUUGCAAACUUUGAACAAAGACGAAGCUUGGGAUUUGUUCAAGUAUAAACUUGGCAGAGAGCCCUUGCUUCAAGGAGAUUUGAAAAGUAUUGCCAAGUCCAUUGUGGAAGAGUGUGAUGGUUUGCCUCUUGGCAUUAUCACAGUGGCUGGAAGCAUGAGAGGUGUGAGAGACAUUUGUGAGUGGAGAAAUGCAUUGGAACAAUUGAAAACAUGUUCAAUUGGGUAUCAUGAGAUGGAACGAGAUGUGUUUCGUAUCCUGGAAUGGAGUUUCAAUCGCCUGGAUAAAUAUGAAAGGAAUUGCUUCUUGUAUUGCUGUCUUUAUCCAGAAGAUAGUGAUAUAAAAAGAGAGGAACUAAUACGCCACUUUAUUGGGGCAGAGCUGAUGUCAAAACGGGACUCAUGGUUAAAAGCAUUUGAUCAAGGUCAAAAGAUAUUAAACAAAAUGAUAAGAGUUUGCUUGCUGGAAGAAACUGAAGAUUUCGAUGGGGAUGACUGUGUGAAGAUGCAUGAUUUGGUCAGAGAUAUGGCAUUAAGGAUCACGCAUGGAAACUCCAAACCAGAGAGGAGCAGAGAUGAUGUACCACGAUUCUUGGUGAAAAGCUUAGGACGGAGUGGUUCAAAAGUAACACAGGAAGAAUGGACAGAAGAUCUCCAUGCAGUCUCCUUUCAUUCAGUUUAUGGCGGUGCAAAAAUAGAAGUCCCACCAGACUGGUCACCAAAUUGUCCUAAACUCUCAACCUUGCUUCUUUCUGAUGUUUCCAUAGAAGAAAUCCCAGAUUCAUUCUUUCGGCACAUGUGUGGACUUAAAGUUUUGAGUCUAGAAGGUAUAACAGAGUUGCCAAAUUUUGUUUCAGACUUGGUGAAUCUCACUGCCUUGAUUUUGGGGGGUUGUAGAGGCCUCCGAUUUGUGCCACCACUGGGAAAGCUCAAGCAAUUGAAGGAUUUGGACCUAUCCAAGACUGAGAUUGAGGAUUUUCCUCAAGGUUGGGAGUCACUGGUCAAUCUCGAAAGGCUUAACUUGAACCAGUGUCUGACUUUAAGAAGAAAGAUAAUACCAAAAGGAACAUUUUUCCAAUUGCAUCGUCUUCAAUUGCUAGUAUUGCCACUCUCUGGUACUGUACAAGUUAAUGAUCCAGGAGUGUUGAACCAAUUAGAAAUUUUUGAAGGAUGUUUGUCUUUUACGGACUUCUAUAAAAUUAUUCGGUGGCCAAAAUACUAUAAUGUUUAUAUCAAUGACAUCUUAACUGAGGAUCAGUUUUAUGAUAUUGAUGAUGAGGACAGUGAUUGUGGGGACCACCGGAAGAAAGAACUGUAUUUCCAUCAGUGUAAGCUUGAUAGAGGAUCUAACUAUUUGCCAGAUGAUAUGACACGUCUGGUAAUCGAGGAUUGUAAGGGCAUGGGCAUUAGAUGCUUGUCAGAUGUUUUUAGAAAUUUUAUAAAUUUAAGCGACUUGUCUGAAGUGGAUAUUAAGGAUUCGGUUGGAAUAGAGUUCCUCUGGCAAUUGUCCUCUGCUUCUCCACGUUAUCAGCCGGAAGACUCUUCUUUUAGUCCACUCCGUGGUCUCGAAGUACUAAGCCUCUACAGGUUGCCAAAUCUGGUUGGUCUUUUUUACGGAGAAUCAGAACCACAUUUGCUUCCAGCUGGCACCUUUUCUUCCCUUAAAGAAUUGGAGAUUUCUGAAUGUCACAACAUGAAGCAGCUAUUCACGGUGCAGUUGCUGCAGAACCUUCAAAAUCUUGAAACAUUAGAAGUUAAAGAUUGUAAAGGACUGGAGGAGAUAGCAGCAGAUGGCAAUGGAGUAGGACAAGGAGGAGGAGAUGGCAUCCAAUUGACUUCAAGUGAAGGAGCCACCGCCAAUGUCAUCCUUCCGAAAUUAAGGCGGUUGAGUCUGACUCGGCUGCCACAACUGAAGAACAUUUGCAAGGCAGCCAUGAUCUACGAAUUAAUUGAGGAGAUUGCAAUAUUUAAUUGUCCAAAUUUAAAGAGGCUGCCUUCGUUUCUUUCCACCAUCGACGGACCACCAUAUUUGCUUCCAACUGGCACCUUUUCUUCCCUCAAAGAAUUGAGCAUUUCUGGAUAUUAUAACAUGAAGCAGCUAUUCACGGUGCAGUUGCUGCAGAACCUUCAAAAUCUUGAAACAUUAACAGUUAAAGAUUGUGAAGGACUGGAGGAGAUAGCAGUAGGUGGCAAUGGAGUAGGACAAGGAGGAGGAGAAGGCAACCAAUUGACUACAAGUGAAACCACCGCCACUGUCAUCCUUCCAAAAUUAAGGCGGUUGCGUCUGACUAGGCUGCCACAACUGAAGAACAUUUGCAAGGCAGCCAUGAUCUGUAAAGAGGCUGCCUUUGUUAUGUAA
Messenger RNA from Coffea eugenioides, 3135 nucleotides. RefSeq names its product probable disease resistance protein At4g27220. The record is from RefSeq and is a predicted model, not a curated record. NCBI's taxonomy places the organism in Eukaryota, Viridiplantae, Streptophyta, Magnoliopsida, Gentianales, Rubiaceae. Bases 1 to 3135 code for a protein of 1044 amino acids. Gene Ontology annotation, molecular function: ATP hydrolysis activity; ADP binding. The transcript has 2 exons.